AUAUAUAUAUAUAUAUUAACCCAUUGAGCAAGUAGAAUAAUGAAGCAUAACAUAUAGUAUAGUUCUUAAUUGUAUAACCAUUUUGGAGAAAUGGCUGUGCCAAACACAGGUAGCAGGAGCAGCAGGUGGUCUUUACAGGGGAUGACAGCUCUGGUCACAGGUGGAUCCAAAGGAAUCGGAUAUGAAAUUGUGGAGGAGUUAGCACAGCUUGGAGCCACUAUUCACACUUGCUCUAGGAAUGAAACUCAACUCAAUGAAUCCUUACAUCAAUGGGCCUCAAAGGGAUACAGAGUCACUGGUUCAGUCUGUGAUGUGACUUCUCGUGCACAGAGAGAGGACCUCAUAGCUAGAGUCUCAUCUGAGUUCAAUGGCAAACUCAAUAUCCUUGUGAACAACGUGGGGAAAAACAUACCGAAAGCGACGACCCUGGAUUAUACAGAGGAAGAAUUUUCAUUUAUGAUCAACACAAACCUUGAAUCUGCUUUCCACAUAACACAGCUUGGACACCCUCUUCUAAAAGCUUCAGGGGCUGCAAGCAUCGUUUUCAUAUCCUCAAUUUCUGGGCUGGUAUCCUUUAAUGGAUCAAUAUAUGGUGCAGCAAAAGGAGCAAUCAACCAACUGACAAAAAAUCUGGCAUGUGAGUGGGCAAAAUACAAUAUCAGAACUAAUUGUGUUGCACCAGGGCCAAUCAGAACCCCUCUAGCUGAAUUGCACUUGAAAGAUGAAAAGCUUCUUAAUGGUUUUAUUUCACGAAUCCCUCUUGGACGGAUUGGAGAUGCAGAAGAGGUGUCUUCCAUGGUGGCAUUCCUCUGCUUAGCUGCUGCUUCUUACAUAACAGGACAGACCAUCUAUGUUGAUGGUGGUAUAACCGUCAAUGGUCUCUUAAUCUGAUACCAUUUGAGAUGUACUGGUUUCUGUAUUAAUGUUAAGAAUAAAUAGAUCGCGUACUCAAUUCUACUUAUCAUUUUGGAUGAGUGGCCAAAAUUUGUGAGUAUUAGCUACAGAUUUAUGUCACAAAUUUUCGUUGCAAAUAUGUUUUUCAUUAGCACUACUUGAUAUAAAUGAGGUGGAAUGUAAUAUUUAAGUUUAGAGUUAAGUAUCAUAUUAG
Lotus japonicus is the source of this 1108-nucleotide messenger RNA. RefSeq names its product tropinone reductase homolog At2g29150-like. The coding region runs from base 91 to 891 and encodes 266 amino acids. The record is from RefSeq and is a predicted model, not a curated record. NCBI's taxonomy places the organism in Eukaryota, Viridiplantae, Streptophyta, Magnoliopsida, Fabales, Fabaceae. The transcript has 5 exons. Gene Ontology annotation, molecular function: oxidoreductase activity.